AUGACAUACCUUCAAAGGAAGCGAAUUCCCAGCCAGAUUCAGGGCACUAACAUCAACUAUGCAAGUGGCUCGUUCAGGCUUCUAAUGCAUGAAGCAGGCAACUCUAAGCAACAAGUAACAGAACCCGGACAAGCUACUCUCCCUCUUGACAGCAGCUUGGGCGUUACAGUGGUGGCCCAUGCCAAUGGCAUCAGUACUCAAGUCGCCUACAAACUAAGGAACUAUUCACGGCAGAAGGAUCUGAAGAUGGAUGCACUCAUUGCGGAAAUAGUGAAAACGUCUGACUACUAUGGCACCAAGCACACACAAGAGGUGCUGAUGACCAUGCUCGGUAUUCUUGUCCCCAAGGACCUCAACAAGCGCCGGAACAGUAACGCCUCAUCUGGAAGUGAGCCUUCCACAACCAAGCAAGCACCUACGCACUUGUCCUCCACCCUACCAUUGAAGUACCAAGUGGUCUUUAAGAAGGUUUUGGAGCCCGACGCCAUCAAGAUCAACAACUGGUACACGUUCCUUAUCAUUGGGGUUAACUGGGACACCCUGUUGUCCACACUGGCGAAGAAGGACAAGGUUAAGGUCAUGGUGAAGGAGACAACCGACAUUGUUAACCUUAGGUACUUGGGGAAGCGGUGGAUGGCAGCACUCUUUCGGUCACUGACUGGAGACAGCCUCUCGGAGGUUCAGCAGGCAGACAAGGCUACAUUCGACACUGUCUAUGACAUCUUGAAGGCAAAGCUGCAGAAUGCGAUAGCAAACCACUAG
Volvox carteri f. nagariensis is the source of this 762-nucleotide messenger RNA. RefSeq lists its product as uncharacterized. Bases 1 to 762 code for a protein of 253 amino acids. Lineage: Eukaryota; Viridiplantae; Chlorophyta; Chlorophyceae; Chlamydomonadales; Volvocaceae. The transcript is spliced from 3 exons. The record is from RefSeq and is a predicted model, not a curated record.